GUGGCCGGACUGUAAAAAUGGCUCCCUCCCCAUAAUCUUACCCUCCCCAUAAUCUCUGCUCCUGGGGGUCUGCGAGUCCCUGAGCUACUGCUGUCACUGGCUGCAUGAGUGGAUCCAGAAGUUCCCAUUCUCCUCUGUGUGUGUGUGUGUGUGAUUUAACUUGCUGAAGGCGGUUGGCUGUGGGUGGGAAUGUACAUUGGAUUUCAAAAGGCGCCUGUAUGAUCAUGUACUGAAAGGUGGGAUUUAAUUAGCCAGCGCUUGCGAAAGUAUCUUUGCUAGAGAAGGAGCAAUAUGUUGCCAGCAACAAAAGAAAAUGCGACCAGACGUGAAAAUCAGCUGCUAGAGCACAGGAUUGAAGGGUAAAGAAUACAUUUGUAAAGCGUGCUGGCCCUUGGAAUUGCAGAGGCCGGCAGCCGGUGGAGGAGACAGGAGCCGUGUCUCACCAUGGAGCAGUAUGUGCUGCUGGAUCCCCGGCAGAGGGCCCUGUACAGGGAUGUCAUGCAGGAGAGCUACGAAACCCUGAUGGCCCUCGAAUUUCCAAUUUCCAAGCCUGACCUGCUGUCCCGGCUGGACCGAGGGGAUGAGCCGACAGCCCUGGAUCUCCACAUGCCCAGAGGUGGCCGGGCAGCAGCGGAUGGCACAGCCAGUGGGAAAGAGGAGGAGAAACCCCAGCAAGCGAGCCCGGAGGAGCCAGCCUUGGAAAAAGCCGACGGCGCUGGGAAGGCUCCCCAAAGCCCCGAGGCGGGGGAGAAGCCACCAGCUAACAGCGGGGAGAGCCCCAACACCUGCGCCGAGUGCGGCAAGACCUUCAGUCACAAGUCGGCGUUGGCCAAGCACCAGAAGAUCCACACGGGCGAGCGGCCCCACGAAUGCCCCGACUGCGGCAAGACCUUCAUCCAGCGUUCGGACCUGACGAUCCACCGGCGGGUGCACACUGGGGAGCGCCCCUACGCUUGCCCCGACUGCGGGCGCCGCUUCAGUGUCAGCUCAUCCCUGCUGACCCACCAGCGCACCCACGCGCCGGGCGGCGAGAAGCCCAACCGCUGCCCGCAGUGCGGCAAGAGCUUCGCCGACCCCAACGCUCUGACCCGGCACCAGAAGAGCCAUCUGGGCGGCAAGCCGUACGAGUGCGGCGUCUGCGGCAAGGCCUUCGCCUGGAGCUCCCACCUGGAGCGGCACCAGCGCAUCCACACGGGAGAGAAGCCCUUUCAGUGCGGGGAGUGCGGGCGGGCCUUUGCCUGGAGCUCCCACCUGGAUCGCCACAUGCGCACCCACGCAGCGGCCGUGGAGGAGGAGGAGGCCGAGGAGGAAGCCCCGCCCCCGCCUCAGAGAUGUGCCGACUGCGGUAAGCGCCUCAACCACCAGACGGACCCGCAGCGCUUCAAGCACAAGGGGACGCAGACCCAGGAUGGCGGUGGGGUGGGAGACGGGCCCGGCCAGGUCGAGGAGAGUGGCCCCGAGCGCCCCCACCGCUGCCAACAGUGCGGCAAAUGCUUUAGCCAGAGCUCGAACCUGCUCAAACACCAGCGCGUGCACACGGGCGAGCGCCCCUACGCCUGCCCGGACUGCGGGCGCCGCUUCCGCUGGGGAUCGGCCCUGGCCAAACACCGGCGUACCCAUGCCCGGGAAAGGCCUGCCGAGGACCCAGAGCCGGCCCGUGAGACUGGCGCUGCCGGCAAGCCAUACCCGUGCGGGGCCUGCGGGAAGAGCUUUGGCUGGAUCUCGCACCUGGAGCGUCACCGGCGCAUCCACACAGGAGAAAAGCCCUAUCGGUGCGGGGAGUGCGGACGGGCCUUCGCUGUCAGCUCCCACCUGGAGCGGCACCGGCGCAUCCACACCGGCGAGCGGCCCUACCGCUGCAGCGACUGCGGCAAGAGCUUUGCCGUCAGCUCCACCCUGCUGGCUCACCGGCGCACCCACGCCGUCCGGGAAGGGAGGCCUCACCAGUGCCCUGACUGUGGCAAAGGUUUCACCGCUGCCGCAGCCCUGGAGCGGCACCGCCGGCUGCACCGGGGUGAGAAGCCUUACCAAUGCGGCGUCUGUGGCAAAGGCUUUGCCUGGAGCUCACACUACGACCGGCACCGGCUCACUCACACCGGAGAAAAGCCCUUCCCCUGUGCCCACUGUGGCAAGCGCUUCGGCCGCAGCUCCCACCGCAACCGGCACCAGCGGGCCCACGCCCAGGCCGGCGCAGAGAAACGGCAUGUCUGUCCCGACUGCGGCAAAGCCUUCAGCCUCAGUGCGGCACUGGCGGCCCACCAGAGACUCCACACCGCCGGCACCAACAGCCCACUCUCUCUGCUGCCGCCCGCCUGGUGGGAGGCCGAGAGGAGGACCGGGACAACCACGCCACCACCCGGGGCCUGGGCUGAGGAUCCUGCCACCCACUUCCAAUGCCCUGUCCCCUCGUCCUCCCCCCAGGCCUGGGCGACCAAGUCUCUCUCAGCUCCUGGCGCAUGGAGACCAGGGGAAGGGGAGGCCAGUGCUGCUGCCCCUCCAGAGAGCUGGGCCCAGCAACCUCCUCCCAGCAACUAACAUGGCUAAGCAGGGUGUGUGGGGGGAGGGGGAACCCCUGUCUUUGGAGAGAGGGAAACACCCCCUGCCCUGGAGGUGGCUGGGUGGGGGACUGGCAUGUUCUCCCCCCAGCCAGGGGAUUCUUUGUGGGUGGGGGGUGGGGGUGGCAGUUUCCCCCCUCACACUGGCAGCAUUAUUCAAUGCUGAUGUAGGAAAAUGGGCCUUGAGCCGCCUAGUAGCUGAGAUCCCUUUCUCCCCCUCCCCCCUGCCCUGAAUGCCAUAGGGCCAGGGGGUUCCCCCCACCCAACCCAUACCCAGGCGGAAAUGAGAGCUAGAAGGGAAGGGGGUAGAGGGCUGGGUCUG
This is a messenger RNA of Mauremys reevesii (Reeves's turtle), 2877 nucleotides long. Its product is annotated as zinc finger protein 436-like. Bases 445 to 2535 code for a protein of 696 amino acids. Lineage: Eukaryota; Metazoa; Chordata; Testudines; Geoemydidae. The transcript has 4 exons. The record is from RefSeq and is a predicted model, not a curated record. Gene Ontology annotation, biological process: regulation of DNA-templated transcription. Gene Ontology annotation, cellular component: nucleus.